Molecule: messenger RNA, 1297 nt
Organism: Dendrobium catenatum
Lineage: Eukaryota; Viridiplantae; Streptophyta; Magnoliopsida; Asparagales; Orchidaceae
Exons: 6
Coding region: 381-950 (189 amino acids)
Source: RefSeq, a predicted model, not a curated record
AGGGCCACAACAAAUGCUGGCCAUCCAACGGAAGGUUUAUCCCCGCAGGAGCAAUCUGCAUUUCCUCCGUUUCUCUCUCUCUCUCUCUCUCUCUCUCUCUCUCUCUCUCUCUCUCUCUCGCGGCGGCGGCUAAUUCGUUUGCUGGAGGUGACCUAAAACAACAGGGAGCAAAGCUAGAGAAGAUGAUAUAGCUUGAUAGUCUGGUUCGGGUAGUGGUUAGUCUUUUGAAUUCCAUGAGGAAAAAAAAACCGACAAGGUUGGAAUAGAGUUCCUCGACGCAUUUUUUAUUUAGACUGAAAUGGACUUUGCGUAAGAGAUCCAUUGAUGGUUUUUAAGAGAUUUAAAUCUAUCUUAGAAAGAAAAGGGGCACUGAAGGAUCAAUGGCUGCAGUAAUAUCACUUUGUGCUUCAAUAUUGCUUCCUUCUGUAGUAAUGCAGAGUUCUCAAAGACACAUUGGGCUACGCAAACUCAUUCCAGUCAAAUACCUGAAACAUUUUGGUAACAUAAAUACUGGAAGGAACCACAUUGGUUUGAAAGCAGGUGUAUCACAUCGAAGGCUCGUUGUAUUGGCAGUUACUGAAGGUUCAACAAAGUCGAGCCCAGCAGAUGACAAAAUUCCAUCAUGGGCCAAACCAGAUUCAGAUGAGCCUCCGCCAUGGGCUCGUGACGAAGGUAAUGGGAGCACAUCUCAGCCAGCAUUUGUGAUCCCCUUUUAUGCCUAUCUACUGGCAUCAGUUAUCACUGCUAUAGCGGCGAUCGGUUCCAUUUUUGAAUACAUAAAUCAGAGACCGGUGUUUGGCAUUCUGGGCUCGGACAGUGUGUUUUAUACUCCAUUGCUUGGAUUCUUCGCUUUUACCGGCAUACCGGCAUCUGCCUUUCUAUGGUUCAGAUCUGUUCAAGCUGCAAACAAGGAAGCUGAGGAGCAAGAUCGAAGAGAUGGGUAUUCAUAGUGGCCAUAAUUCUCCUGUUUUGUGCGGGUCAAGUUGUCCUGACGGAUGCGUUUCGGUUCAAGAUGGACACUGAUAUUGGCUGGCUGUAAGUCAAUGAUGUUAUAGCUUUCGUCGUCCUUACUAGAGACAGUUGAAGCUUCUAUUAAAAUGUAAAUUGAUCAAGGUACUUGAAGAUAAUUUAUUUGUAUAAUAAAUUUUAUCAAAGCGAAAUUAUUGUGUAUUCUUAGAAUAAAAAAAUGAUAAUUGUAUAGUUAGUUUGUUAGCUAUGAUAUCUGAGCUACAAAAGAAAUACCCAUUUCAAUUGCAUAAUACUAACCCUGGAUACUCAUGUGGGUCAAAGUUAUGAA